Messenger RNA from Colletotrichum abscissum, 390 nucleotides. RefSeq lists its product as uncharacterized. Lineage: Eukaryota; Fungi; Ascomycota; Sordariomycetes; Glomerellales; Glomerellaceae. The transcript is spliced from 2 exons. The record is from RefSeq and is a predicted model, not a curated record. Bases 1 to 390 code for a protein of 129 amino acids.
AUGGCCGAACCCGCGCAGACCCCGCAAUACAUUUACAAAAUCGUCCCCGAGGCGCCGCCGUCCCCGCUGCCGACCGAGUUCCCCCUCUCGGACCUCGAUCGCAACGAUGGCUUUAUCCAUCUGAGUACGGCGGAACAGGUCCUCAACACAGCAAACCUCUUCUUCUCAUCCGCCACGAGCUUACACCUCCUCAAACUCCCCUACGCGCCCCUCGCCGCCUCAGGCUCAAUGAGGUGGGAGUUCCCCCCCUCGGGCAAAUUCCCCUCCGCCUUCCCGCACCUGUACGGACGCAACUUUGGCGCCGCCGACGUGGAGGACGCAAAGGGGUUCGAGAGGGCCGAGGGACAGGUGUGGAGUGAGGUUCUGGGCGGCGAUGCGUGGCUUGUCUGA